Messenger RNA from Talaromyces marneffei, 738 nucleotides. RefSeq lists its product as uncharacterized. The transcript has a single exon. The record is from RefSeq and is a predicted model, not a curated record. Lineage: Eukaryota; Fungi; Ascomycota; Eurotiomycetes; Eurotiales; Trichocomaceae. Bases 1 to 738 code for a protein of 245 amino acids.
AUGAAAUAUGACAAACUUCAACCUUCGAAAGAAGCCGACACAGAUCACGAUGUGAAUGAAGCCUUACUUCAUGACGUGGAAAUCUCCUCGGCACCAAGAAUAACUCGUCAAGCUUUGAGUCGACGCUUAAUAUGGCCAUGUAUCCUAAUCUUCGAAAACAUACUCAUCGUCCUCGCCCUACUCAUCUUCUGGAAGAGACUUGUCCCCCCACCUACAAAUCUUAACUACCAAGUCCUAACAGCGGACAACAAGACAUAUCCAUCGGGUCCUUUGUCCUGGUCACAAAAUUUCGAAGCACUACCAUGUGGCAAGACACCCGAGGAAGCUCGAGCCCGAGGGUGCGAAUUUGACAUGCUCGUCACAGCAUGGCUACCACCCCGAUGUAUCGAUCGCGAAUUAGUCGACGAAUUCACCGCAUUAGGCGAAUGGGACUUUUACACAAAGUAUCAUGCUACGGAAGGCGACAAGUUCCACACCUAUGAUCCCGACUUCCUGGGAUCAGUCAAUCAGACCAUCUACACUGAGAGACGAUGGCAUAUCACCCAUUGCCUGUUCAUGUUCAAGAAGCUCACUCGAGCGUUGGUGAAUGGGUGGCCGGUGGAUGCUGAAGCUGUAUCGGAACCUCAUACAGAACACUGUAUGAAGACUUUUACUGAGCAAAUGUUGUUUGGGCCUAAACUUGACCUCGAUGAGAUCGAAACGUACUUGGAGAUUAUUUAUCCGCCGUGCUCGGUAUGA